Miscanthus lutarioriparius is the source of this 1368-nucleotide messenger RNA. NCBI's taxonomy places the organism in Eukaryota, Viridiplantae, Streptophyta, Magnoliopsida, Poales, Poaceae. The record is from the annotation of a GenBank genome assembly.
AUGACAGGGACAACUUGGAUAAUUGACAGCCAAAGAUUUGCCACCAAAAUAAAAAAUGCUUCUGGGUCUUCAGAUCCCAGUAAACAGAAAUGGAUCGGCAACCCAAGUAAAGAGUGCCCAAAGUGCAGCCAUGUCAUCGAUAACAGUGAUGUUGUUCACCAGUGGCCCGGUUUGCCUAAAGGUGUAAAAUUUGAUCCGUCUGACCAGGAAUUAAUCUGGCACUUACGGGUAAAACAUGGAAAAUCUGGUAUAAAACCUCAUCCGUUCAUUGACGAAUUUAUUCCAACAGUUGAGGAAGAUGAAGGCAUCUGCUACACUCAUCCACAGAAACUUCCAGGUGUUAAGCAAAAUGGAAGUGUAUCACAUUUCUUCCACAGAACAUUUAAGGCCUACAACACUGGGACUAGGAAGCGUCGAAAGAUAAACACUGAUGAUGCUGAUGUCCGUUGGCACAAGACAGGCAAGACAAAGCCAGUAUUAGUUGAUGGAAAACAGCUUGGCUGUAAGAAAAUAAUGGUGCUUUAUAUGAGCCUGGCAAAGGGUGGGAAGGCUGAGAAGACCAAUUGGGUGAUGCACCAGUACCACCUAGGCACUGGAGAGGAUGAGAGAGAUGGUGAAUAUGUCGUCUCCAAGUUAUUUUUUCAGCAACAGUUUAAACCUGGGGACAAGAAUGCUCAAGAGCUAACCACAUCGGAUGAUCUGGAAUCAAUGGCUGCUGAAGCAGAUCUCCCUGAUUUUACUACUUUGCCCACUGACAAACAUGUUGGUACAAUCCAAGUUGUCCAUAAUUCUGAGCAUAAUCUUUACCAGGUAACCACAUCGGAUGAUCUGGAAUCAAUGGCUGCUGAAGCAGAUCUCCCUGAUUUUACUACAUUGCCCGCUGACAAACAUGUUGGUACAAUCCAAGUUGUCCAUAAUUCUGAGCAGAAUCUUUACCAGGUUAACAGAAACUGUGAAAUAAACAUUGAAGAGACUGUUGUCCUCCCACCCUCUGAAAAAGCAGAGGAUGGAGAUAAUCCCCAAUCGCAAGAUCCGAAGUUGUGGGAAGGUGAUUCCCAAUUUGAACUGUUAGACACUCAGCAGCUGGCAGAAGGACUCGCUCUCUGUGAUGAGUUCCUCCUGAGUCAGUCUCAGACCUCCUGUGGCGGUGGAGAUGAACCUAAAGUGACCAAGCCUUGCCUGGCUGCUUAUGCCCACCUGUCAGCAGAGGACUUCAAGAAGGAUUUAGAAGAGUGCCAGCGGUUGGAGCCCACAGAUAACACAAACCUUGAGCUUGACAACACAAAUGACUUUCGACUGAGCCAAAUUGUAUGGUUCCGGUACCAUCAGUUACAUGAUCAGUUCUCCAUCUCUCCCCGUACUUGCUAA